AUGGACAAACCAACCAUCUGUGUAGAACCGCUCUCCCUUGUGCAAGGCCAAUCAGAGCCUGCCCUCUGGUCGGUCAGCUUGGAAAGCGUCCUCAACGAAAAAGCAGAAGAGCACAACAACACGCCUGCAGUUAUAUUUCCAUGGCAAAAUAAGCAGCUUUCGUUUGCCCAGUUGCGCCAGCGUGGUCAACUCGUUGCCGCGUCGCUUCUUCGCACCGGUGCACAACAUGGCGACUGUGUGGGUAUCAUUGCCGGCAACCGCUACGAGUAUCUCGAAGUUUUUCUUGGGGGAGGACUCAUUGGUUGUAAAGUGUUGGUCCUUAAUAACACUUAUCGACCGUGGGAGCUUCGGCAUGCGCUCGAGAGGACCGAGUGCCGAAUUCUUUUCCUAGCUCCGACUAUCGGCUCACGCAGCCUUAUUGAACAUGUCGAUUUAUUAAGCAGUUCAUCUAGCCAGGGUUCCCUUCCAAGCCUUAUCCAGAUCGUGUUUUACGGAGAUUCACCAACAAACGUCACAAUGAAACACCAAAACUAUGAUGAAUUUACCUCUUUCAUGAAGGUUGAUUCUGACAAAUUGGAUAAAUGGGAAUUUUGGCGCCGAAGUGUUCAGCCAUCGAAUACUCUGAGUUUUCAACUUACCUCCGGAACAACUGGUGCGCCUAAAGUGGCCAUGUUAUCUCAUUUGAGUAUGCUCAACAACGCGCGCUUUGUUGGUCUGAGGCUGGGGAUCACUUCGACUGAUGUGAUCUGCUGCCCUCCGCCGUUAUUCCAUUGCUUUGGUCUUGUGAUGGGGUUUUUAGCGGGUCUUAUUCAUGGCUCGACUGUGGUCUUCCCAUCCGAUUAUUUCAAUGCCGAUGCAGUCCUGGACUCCGUAUAUCGUCAUCAGUGUACAACUCUCCUGGGCGUGCCUACCAUGUUUAUUGCAGAGCUAGAGGCGCUUCAGUCUAGGAAUGACCGUAUAAUUAGUCUCCGCAAAGGUCUUAUCGCCGGGUCGACUAUCUCGCACACUUUGAUGAAUCGGCUCAGUAAGUCUAUGGGCCUGAGUGAGAUGACGAUUGCAUAUGGCAUGACUGAAACUGCUCCUGUGUCUUUCAUGAGUGCGGCUGAUGAUGCUCCCAAUAAGAGAAAUGAGACUGUCGGGCGUGUGAUGCCUCAUACUCAGGCUAAAGUUAUCAAUCAAUUAGGCGAGACUCUGCCUCGCGGUGUAAGAGGUGAACUCUGUGUGAGCGGCUAUGGGUUGCAGAAGGGCUAUCUCAAAAACAAAGCAAAGACGGCGGAGGUCAUGAAGUUUGACAAGGAUGGGAUAUUAUGGAUGCACACAGGUGAUGAAUGUGUGAUUGACAGUGAGGGAUACUGUCGUGUUACUGGGAGAAUCAAGGACAUUAUUAUCAGAGGUGGAGAGAAUAUAUUUCCCGCUGAAAUUGAAGAGCGCCUUAUCGCCCAUCCAGCGGUCUCCGAAGCCAGCGUUGUUGGUGUUCGAGAUGUCAAAUACGGAGAGGUUGUGGCAUGUUUUCUGAAGCGUGCUUUGCAGCAGGUAGACAGGCCAACAACGGAGGAAAUGCAAAGUUGGGUAAAUGAUGUGAUGAGCAGAUCCAAGACUCCGCAGUACGUAUUUUGGGUAGGUGAUGGCGGAGUGUGCGAGGAUUUUCCCACUACUGGGAGUGGGAAACAUCAGAAGCAUUUGCUCCGAGAGAUUGGGAAUCAGCUUGUCCGAUGCUAG
This is a messenger RNA of Talaromyces proteolyticus, 1719 nucleotides long. RefSeq lists its product as uncharacterized. Gene Ontology annotation, biological process: fatty acid metabolic process. The record is from RefSeq and is a predicted model, not a curated record. Gene Ontology annotation, molecular function: medium-chain fatty acid-CoA ligase activity. The coding region runs from base 1 to 1719 and encodes 572 amino acids. The transcript is spliced from 5 exons. Lineage: Eukaryota; Fungi; Ascomycota; Eurotiomycetes; Eurotiales; Trichocomaceae.